This is a messenger RNA of Podospora anserina S mat+, 1059 nucleotides long. RefSeq lists its product as uncharacterized. The record is from RefSeq and is a predicted model, not a curated record. The transcript is spliced from 2 exons. The coding region runs from base 1 to 1059 and encodes 352 amino acids. NCBI's taxonomy places the organism in Eukaryota, Fungi, Ascomycota, Sordariomycetes, Sordariales, Podosporaceae.
AUGCCUGUUGUACAAAGCGCCUAUGAUCCCAAGGAAAUGAAGUUCCGGUACCUUGGGAACACCGGAUUGCAGGUUUCUCUUUUCUCGCUCGGCGGGUGGCUCACAUACGGCGGCACCCAGAAGGGAGAGAUUGUAAAGAAGAUUCUCCAGACUGCUUGGGAUCACGGUAUUCAAACCUUCGACACGGCCGAGACAUAUGCCAAUGGCGAGUCUGAAGUCGAGAUGGGACAAGCUCUCAAGGAGCUCGCUUGGCCCCGCGAUGAGUACGUCCUCACCACCAAGGUCUUCUUCGGUACUGGUCGCAAGGAGCCGAACACCCGCGGUCUCUCCCGCAAGCACAUCGUCGAGGGUCUCAAGUCGUCACUUGCCCGCCUCCAGCAGCCCUACGUCGAUGUCGUCUUUGCCCACCGCCCCGAUCCCACCGUUCCCAUGCUCGAGAUCGUCGAGGCCUUCACCCAGGUGAUCCGCAACCUCAACUUGGCCUAUUACUGGGGCACCUCUGAGUGGUCCGCCGCUCAGAUCACCGAUGCCAUCAGAUUGGCCGAGAAGCACAACCUCAUCGCCCCCGUUGUCGAGCAGCCACAAUACAACGCCUUCCACCGCGAGCGCUUCGAGGUCGAGUACGCGGAUCUGUACAAGCAUCACGGCUACGGCACCACCAUCUGGUCCCCUCUUGCCAGCGGCAUCCUCACCGGCAAGUACAAUGAUGGAAUCCCCGAGGACUCGCGUUUUGCCACCAACAAGGCCUUCUUUGAGAAUACUGUCAAGGAGCUCAAGAGCAAGGCUGGGCAGGCCAAGAUUGAAAAGGUGCGCAAGUUGACCAAGAUUGCGGAGCGUCUUGGAGGCAGUGUGUCACAGCUGGCGCUUGCUUGGGCUGCCUCGAACCCCAAUGUUAGCACGGUUAUCUUGGGUGCUACCAAGAUUGAGCAGUUGGAGGACAACAUCGGUGCGUUGAAGCUGCUGGAGAAGCUGACGCCUGAUGUGUUGGAGGAGAUUGAGGGCGUGUUGGACAAUAAGCCCCCAGGGCCUAACACCUUUGGUAGACAAAGGAAGUUGUAA